Molecule: messenger RNA, 2139 nt
Organism: Acanthamoeba castellanii str. Neff
Lineage: Eukaryota; Discosea; Longamoebia; Acanthamoebidae
Exons: 15
Coding region: 1-2139 (712 amino acids)
Biological process (GO): phosphatidylinositol biosynthetic process; positive regulation of kinase activity
Cellular component (GO): endosome membrane; PAS complex
Source: RefSeq, a predicted model, not a curated record
AUGAGCCAAAAACUCUAUGGUUCGAAGCCAGUGGUGGAGACCCCACCGCUCAGCGCCAACAUUGUGCGCAAUUUGAGCGACAAGCUCUAUGAGAAGCGCAAAAUGGGAGCCCUCGAGCUCGAGCAGCUGAUUCGAGACUCCAAGGACGCGAAGGAUACCGAAAAGAUCAACACCAUCAUCAAUUUCAUCACUUCCCAAUUCGCCCUCUCGUCAUCUGGCAAUCAGCGCAAAGGGGGCCUCAUCGCCCUCGCCGCCACCGCCAUCGGUCUCGGCGCGGAAACGUGGCGAUACCUCAACAAGCUUGUGCCGCCCGUGCUCAAGUGCUUCGGCGACCAGGACAGCCGAGUGCGAUACUAUGCGUGCGAGGCCAUGUACAACAUCUCCAAGGUGGCCCGCGGCCGUACCCUCACCUUCUUCAACGAAAUCUUCGAAGGCCUUUGCCGCCUUUCGGCGGACAAGGACCUGAACGUCAAGAACGGUGCGCAGCUGCUCGACCGACUGGUCAAGGACAUCGUCACCGAAAGCGACGCCUUUGACAUUGAACGGCUGGGUGACGGUCCUCGACUCGAGUUGCUCGAAUACCUGCCCGAGUUCCUGGACGGCCUCUUCAAGAUGCUCUCCGAUAACGAGCAGGACAUUCGCACGCAAGCAGACAACGUGUUGGCCGAGUUCCUCAAAGAGAUCCGCUCGGCUCCUCACGUCGAGUUCGGCAAGAUGGUCGAGAUUCUCAUCCCUUUCGCCACUUCCCUCGACGAGUUCACACAGCUGACGGCGCUCAAGUGGGUCAACGAGUUCAUUCUGUGCGGCAAGGAGGAGCUGCUGCCCUACGCUGCCGACCUGGUGGGCGCCAUUCUGCCCUCCAUCUCCCAUCGCGUGCAGGACAUCCAGCAGCAGGCCUCCAGCGCCAACACCUCCCUCCUCCGCCUCAUCAGCGGAACGCAGCAGGAGUUUGCGAUUGGACAGUUCCUGGGGCGGAUUACGGACGAGUUCAAGUCGGGAUCGGUGCCCACGAGGCUGGCCGCGCUGGGCUGGGUGCUCAUGCUCUACUCCAAGACGCCCGAGAAGCUGGCGCCCUUCCUCGACACCCUCUACCCGGCCCUCCUGCGCAUGCUCUCCGACUCGGCCGACGACGUGGUGCGCGUGGACCUCGAGGUGCUGGCCAAGCUGUCCUCGCAGAGCACCUCCGCCACCUACCCCUACUUCGACAAGCUCAUGCACAACCUCGUCUCGCUCUUCUACAGCGACCGCCAUUUGCUGGAAAGCCGAGGCUGCUUGGUGAUCAGGCAGCUGAGUCUGCACAUCAACCCCGAGAAGAUCUACCGAGCUCUGGCCAGCAUUUUGCAAGACCAACAGGACCCCGAGUUCGCGUGCGUGAUGAUUCAAACGCUCAACGUCAUCCUCCUCACUUCUACCGAGCUUUACGAUCUCAGGCUGCACUUGAAGGAUUUGAGCACGCCUGAAAGUAGGGAGCUGUUCAUAAUUCUGUAUCGCUCGUGGUGCAACAAUGCCGUGGCCACCUUCUCUCUCUGCCUCCUAUCGCAGGCCUACGAGCACGCGACCCACCUCAUCGCCAAAUUUGCAGACGUGGAGGUGACGGUCAAUCUGCUGAUGGAGAUCGACAAGCUGGUCCAACUUCUCGAGUCGCCCGUUUUCACGUCGCUGCGAUUGCAGCUCCUGGAGCCCGAGCAGUACGGGCACCUGUACAAAUGCCUCUACGGCCUCCUGAUGCUGCUCCCCCAGAGCGCGGCGUUCAACACCCUCAAGAACCGCCUUUCCAGCGUCUCUUCCCUGUCUAUGCUCCAGCUCCUCCCCCGCGGGGUUGGUGCGGUGGAUAAGGGCGCUGUCCAGCAAGAGAGGAUCCAGGAAGAAGGCAUCGACUUCAAAGAGUUGCUGGAUCACUUCGUGGAGGUGCAGCGGCGGCACCAGGAGCACCGACGCAAGGCCUACAAGGAGGCCCUUACAGGCGGCGGAAGUGGGAGCGAAAGGGAGAGGACGAGCACGGGCACGUCAAGCCUCACUUCAUCAAGCUCGCAGGUGCACACAACGCCGGCCCGGCCGAAGAACGAGAAAAAGAAGUCCAUCGCGGCUGUGCCUGGGCUCGCCCUCACCCAGCUGUUCAGGAGCCAGCCCUCCUCUUAG